Messenger RNA from Acanthamoeba castellanii str. Neff, 684 nucleotides. Its product is annotated as Methyltransferase family protein 5, putative. The transcript is spliced from 4 exons. Gene Ontology annotation, biological process: rRNA methylation. Gene Ontology annotation, molecular function: rRNA (adenine-N6-)-methyltransferase activity; nucleic acid binding. NCBI's taxonomy places the organism in Eukaryota, Discosea, Longamoebia, Acanthamoebidae. Bases 1 to 684 code for a protein of 227 amino acids. The record is from RefSeq and is a predicted model, not a curated record.
AUGAAGCUGCGUAAGCUGGAGGAGCUGCUCGACGAUGUGGAGGCCUUCCCCAAGCCCAAGGUGAAGCUCGAGCAAUACCCCACCAGCCCUCACAUCGCGGCGCACAUGCUGUACACCAUCGCCAACGCCUACGACGAAAUAGAGGGCCGCUGCAUCGCCGACCUGGGCUGCGGGUGCGGCAUGCUCUCCAUCGCCGCCCAGCUCAUGGGCAGCGGGUACACGAUCGGGCUGGACAUCGACGACGAUGCCCUCGAGGUCGCCCAGGAGAACGCUCGGGAGUUCGAGCUCGAGGACCAGAUGGAGUUCGUGCGCUGCAACGUGGCGGAGCUGCUGCCCUCCCAGUUUGCACACAAGGUGGACACCGUCAUCAUGAACCCGCCCUUCGGCACCAAGAUCAAGGGCAUCGACAUGGUCUUUCUCGAAAAGGCCCUGCACGUGGCGGAGGUGUCGGUGUAUUCGCUGCACAAGAGCUCGACGCGCGCCCACAUCGCGCGCAAGGCCGAGCGGCAGUGGGGCGUGAAGGCGGAGGUGGUGGCGCAGCUGCGAUUCGACAUCCCGCAGAUGUACCGCUUCCACAAGCGCGAGAGCGUCGACGUGGAGGUCGACCUCUGGCGGUUCGACUCCAUCCCGGCCACCGCCGCUGCCGCUGCGGCGCCGCCCAAGAGGCGCACCCACCUCAAAUAA